AUGUUCAAAGUGACAUUCUCCGUUCAACUGCGGGAUCCUACAUCACCGACCGUAAGCGGCGCAGUUCUAGAGAGGUCUAGAGUUAUACCGAAACUUCCGAACCGGUACCACGUAUGCUCUGAGCGGGUACGGACCGGUAAAAAAGCAACGCCGGCCAAGUAUCGCGCCGGCCUAUAUGGGGCCAACCGAAAAAGUGCAGCUCGUAAACAACAAACGCGCACGGAUGCCCGCGAAAAAAUGGACUCGGCAAUUAGCCAGGGCGAUGCUCUGAGGACGAGUUCCGCGCUUGAAAUGCCUCGCCUC
Messenger RNA from Iphiclides podalirius (scarce swallowtail), 303 nucleotides. The record is from the annotation of a GenBank genome assembly. NCBI's taxonomy places the organism in Eukaryota, Metazoa, Arthropoda, Insecta, Lepidoptera, Papilionidae.